Messenger RNA from Lachancea meyersii CBS 8951, 1272 nucleotides. The record is from the annotation of a GenBank genome assembly. NCBI's taxonomy places the organism in Eukaryota, Fungi, Ascomycota, Saccharomycetes, Saccharomycetales, Saccharomycetaceae.
AUGGAUAGUACGAGAUGUCUUACACAAUUGCUGAAAUUUUCAGCGCUUAAAUCCCGUCAGUUACCGGGCUAUGGCUCUAUGAAACUUCCUGGCAAGUUUGACAACAUUGUAAUAGCCAUGUCGUCCGGGGUGGACUCGUCAGUGGCAGCUGCAAUGUUUGCUGGAUUUCCGAAAGCGCAGGGAGUUUAUAUGCAAAACUGGUCCGCAAGUGAGGCCAAUGUGGGCUUGGGUAAAGAGCGCUGUCACGAACGAGAUUGGAAGGACGUUGAAAAGGUAGCAAGUCAUUUAGGUUUGCCCGUGGAUCGUGUCAAUUUCGAGCAGGAUUAUUGGCAGGAUGUUUUUGAACCCAUGUUGCAAGGCUACCAGCUUGGAAUCACUCCAAAUCCUGACAUCGGGUGCAACAAAUUUAUCAAAUUUGGCCGGCUUAGAACAUAUCUUGACUCCAAACUGGGCAACGACAAUUACUGGCUUGUCACCGGUCACUACGCUCAAGUUCUGCCUCAUAUUUCAACAGGAGAAUCGCACCUGCUGCGAGCUUUCUACAAGCCGAAAGAUCAGAGCUACUACCUAUCGCAGAUCCCACGAUCUGUGCUGCCACAGCUCUGUUUACCCAUGGGAGCACUGACCAAGCCAGAGGUACGGAAAAUGGCCAGCGAGAUUGAGCUCCCAACUGCGACCAAACGGGACUCUCAGGGGAUCUGUUUUGUAGCAAACUCGCAGCACAACAAGUUUAAAAAGUUUCUACAACAGUACUUGCCGAAGCAGCCUGGGAAUAUCGUCACAGUGGGCGAAGAGGAUGGCUCUACAACCGUGUGGGGACAACAUACAGGACUCUGGAAUUACACGAUUGGUCAGAAAAUUGGUAUUUCCAUGCCACAAGGCGACCCACGCUACUCCGGCGCUUGGUUUGUAGCGCAGAAGUUGCAGAGCUUCAAUGAGAUCGUCAUUUGUCGUGGACGUGAUAAUCCAAAGCUUUUUGCCAACCGAUUGGUAGUUUCUGGGUUUGAGCCUCUUGGAGACAGUGUCGAGAUGGGGAAUAUUCUAGAGGACAACGUGAGUCGCCGAGAAAUAUUCAUUCAAUAUCGAUCGCUUCAGGAGCCGAUUGUGGUGUCAGAUGUAUCGAUGCAGAUAAGUGGAAGUUUAUGCCUGACUCUGAGCGAGGCACAAAGGGCAAUGGCUCCAGGCCAAUAUUGCACCAUUUAUCAUAAGGAAAGAAUAUUGGGAAGCGGAAUAAUCAAAAGUACUGCACAAGAUGGGGAGCAAGUUCAGUGA